GUAUUAGUAUACUAAUAUCGAUAUCCGAGAUCUCUAAACACGAGCCAUCCCUGAUCGACUGGUAAUCAUCUUAUCCAAACGCUUAUCAUGUCAAAAUUCCAUGGGCAAGAGUCCGAUAUCCACACGGCUGAUUUCGACGCCACGGAAUCACACACGCUCUCUGCACUGCCAGACGUGCCUGAAACAAGGACAAGUUUGCUCAACUCCGAAUAUAACUCAAUCUACAGUAUUCUCCAAGGCCCUGAAUCGCCAGCUGACGCCACCGCGUCUCCUGAGGCGCCUCUACCGCCCUCCACCCCCCUCUGCAAUAGCGCAGAGGCAGCGGUGUCUGAUGACCUUCUUUUAGAGAAAACUCCAAUCGACCUGCAAAAUGCGUCCCUCUACUCAUCAUGGCAAUCAGUGGGAUCCGUGGAGGGCUACGUUCCCGCCGCGCCAAAAUUUGUGCCCUCGCCACUGCCUGAAAACAAUGCAGGGGAUAGCCCUACGUUGGCACUAUAUGCCAUGCUUCCCGAACUUAUGGAGGUGAACCGUCCCUCCUCGAUCCUCUCCAGUGACUAUCCAAGUGAUAACGAUAUGGACAUGUACGCGCCAGAUACAGAUGACCGCUUCACUCCAUCUCUGUCAAUGUCACCGAUGUUGGUAUCUACCAGCUUUAACCGCGCUCAUCCUUUAUCGAAUCUUGUUAAGACAGAUAGAGAUACGGGUUCCUCGACUGAGGGAAUUGACAACUCUUCAUCCACGGUAAAACCGGAUGAGAGUGUGGUUAUUGUCAAAAGGGAAGGCUAUGGAGAGUACUUACUGCUGGUAGGAGCCCUCUGCCCCGUACGUGAGGAGAGGUCCACUUACAAACCGAAGGUUGAGCCGUCUGCGUCAUUUGUGAUGCCACGGGUAGACGUAAACAUCCCCGUAGUGUCGCUUCAAGACCGGUUGCGCGCAUCCAGACCUUUGUUUCCCAACCAGCCGUUACACAUUCCGCAUGACCAUAACCAACACUAUUCCUACACUCAGGAUACCGCUUUUCAACUAGUAUAUGAUUCCAACAGUCACCUCCACCGCAGACACAGCACUACAGGGGUAAGCGGUAGAAAUAGUGUUAUCAGGCACUCAGAUGACUAUUAUCAGACGAAGCUUAAGCACUUCAAUAAGUUGAUCAAACAGCUGAAGAAAAGCUUGAAGUUUUCCAAGCUUGAUCGUCUCGACCCCUUGAACUUGACUUUCUUGUUCUCAGCUAGUCUGUGUUCGGAGCUCCCUUCAGCACCAGGCUCGUUGCUCAAAUCUUCGUUGUACAAAAUCUUUGGACCCCUGCUGGACCCUAACAUUAAACCUACCUCACGCCACCAAUGGCUAAACUUGUCACUUAUGUUGGGCGUUUCGCUUGCUGGAAUAUGGCUUAUCUACAAGAACUUCUCGGUUAUUUUGUUCUGGGCGCCACCAUCCCCAAAAGUGGAUUUGAAAGAUGCGGUGGAUCAGGCUGCGGUGGAAUUCGCCGAAAAAUCCACAACUGGUACUACCAGAGAGGAGUUGCGUGAAUUGAAAAGGUUAAUGGGGAAAGUCAUGAAGGACUACCUGGUUGGAGUGUGGCUGGAGUUUAAGGGGAAUAUCUCCAAGUUUGUUAGUGAGUUUUAGCUUUUUCUUUUUGGAUUAAAAUAUAAAUACAAUUUUCCUUGCUGAGAAGCACUGCGGUAUUGAGCAUUAUAAACUAUUGCA
Molecule: messenger RNA, 1707 nt
Organism: Babjeviella inositovora NRRL Y-12698
Lineage: Eukaryota; Fungi; Ascomycota; Pichiomycetes; Serinales
Exons: 1
Coding region: 88-1626 (512 amino acids)
Source: RefSeq, a predicted model, not a curated record